GCCGGCAUUAAUAUCCGUUCUCUUCUGUGUAAACGGAAGUGAACAGUGACCAGGAAAAAGGUCCACGUUAGCGUUUUUAUUGUCGUUUAUUAACACCAUGGAACUCAAAAUAUGACUAUUUUAACUUCACAGCAUUACAUACUCAUCACAUGUAGUCAUUAAUUCGCGUUGGAGAAAGGACUUGUUCGAUAUACUUUAUCUAGGUAACGCUAGCUAGCUGCUAACAAUGGCUAACUGUAUGGUUUUUCACACUCAAAUAGCCUCAAUCAUGGAAGUGCUAGCGAAUGCAGCCGUGGCCGAUAUCUGUAAACUCGUAGACAACGACUAUGCAGUGUUUCGUUUGGAAAUAACUCAAAGCCAGAAAGAAAAUAGGGCAUUGCGGAGGAAACUACAGCUCCUGGAACUGAAGACGGCACGAGAGCGCGUCCUCGCCAGUCGUCCCAGUAGUGUCAAGAUUCUCGACCGAUACAGAGGAAUCGCAAGAGGUGAAGGACAUCUCACUGGAGGCCACAGGAGCUUUGUGAAGCCAGCAGGACACAAUACAUGGAGAGAUGACCAACCAAUCACUGUUGAUGAGGGGAGUGGAACCUCAACCCAACACGUUAUCAUAAUAGAGUCUGCAGAGGCUGCAGGUCCUGGGGUCAAGCUGGAUAAGUCUGAAGAAGAGGAAGACCCACGGCACAGCAAAGACAUCCAGACUGGAGGGGCUGGAGUGCCCCCUGUAGCCACGGAGGACCCCGCCCCAGCACAGCCCAGGACCCGACACAGCAUCACGGAGGUCAGUGGAACGCUGAACACCGUCCUCAAGUCAGAGACCGACACAGAGACUCUAACUGUAACACAAAGGAUUUUACACACAGGAUCUGACCAUAGGUCAGACCCGGAGAGACUGGGGCUGGGGGGACUGGGGUGUCCUCCUGCUCCAAGCUCAGAAUAUUUACUCUACGGUAAUCCGAGCCAGAGGAAGGUUCAUUCCAAUCCUGCUUCAGGUGAUGUGUUAAGUGCUGGUGAUGAUCCGUGUUGUUCUUACAUUACUGAGAUGGACCCUGGCAACAUGCCCUUGGGUUUAGAGACACAGACAAAUCUGUCUAGAGGGGACUGGAACCAGUACAGUAGUAGUGUGUACUCUGAAGGGUGCCUAGAUAAGAAAGGGGAGGGUCUGGUCGGAGAUGAAGUGACUGUGAAAGUGGAGGGCGACGUUCCUCCCACAUGGAAUGCAGAUAGUCACCUAGGCGACGGACACUCACAGGGCAGAGAUUUCUUAGAUUACAGGGAAAGCUUAGUGUCCACGUCGAUGGGGCCUUCCGAUUCACACGGGUGUAUCCUUUUCGAUCAGGUAUUGAACUCAGACGACAGGGCUAGAGCCCAGGCUCGGGGAGGGGGACGAACAUCAGGCACUAGUAAAGCAAAACGGUUCCUCUGCAUGUUCUGUAACAAAGGCUUCAGCUGCGCCCAGAAGGUGGAGAUCCACCAGAGGGUCCACACAGGAGAGAAACCAUACAGCUGUACCCAGUGUCACAUGCGCUUUGCCCAGUCUGGCAGCCUGAAGAGGCACCAGAAGGUCCACACAGGAGAGAAACCCUUCAGCUGCCCCCAGUGUGAUAAGAGGUUCUCCCGCCAGCACCUGCUGAAGACGCAUCUGAAGGUCCACACAGGAGAGAGGCCGUUCGCCUGUACACACUGCGGGAAGAGGUUCUCAGAGAGGAGCUACCUCAAGAUACACCAGAAGAAAAACCAUUCCACUCUAUAGCUUCUUACUUGUUGAUCACCUCCUGCAUUAAAAACAAACAUUGAUUGUCAUUGUUGUCAAGAGAAAAGAUCCACAGAUACAUUUGGAAUAACAAGAUUAACAGAUUUCAGUGUUGAAUAUUCAACACUAUGUAAAGUUCCCCAACUGGCGGGUGAGUUUUCUGAGCAAUUAAAACUAAAUACAUUCGUAUAUGGUUUUUAUUGACAUAAAACACCAGUCCAAUUGAUUUUAAUUUUGGAAAUCUCUUCCAAAGUAUUCCCACGCCGAAUAGAAAGAUAUAUGGGAUCAUAUACAAAUUUAAGCAAGAUUUGAAAUUAUUAUAUUUUCGUCAAAUAUAUCUGUUUGAGCUUCUUGCGGUCAAUUUGCAGUCUACAAAUUAUAAUUAUGUUUCGGCCCCUUGACCAUCUGCAAAAAAGAAAAUCGGCCCAUGGCUGAAUCUAGUUGAUGAUCCUUGACUUAGAUGCACAAAGUAAACUACAGUAGUGGGUCAAUUUCCGCAACAACGAAGAGUGUUGAAGCACGAGGCUAAACAAGUAAUAAUGUGAGUAACAGAUUUCAGUGUUGAAUAUUCCUGGGUAGAAUAUUGCAUCCAGACAUUGUGUGAUAUAUAUAUAAGGCAUAUAUAAGCCUAAUGAAUCUGUUUCAGAUUGUUUGUACUGUACAUUUGAUGUUAAAAAUGCAUUACUUCCAUUCAACUACCAACAAAAAUUCCCCAAGAAAGACACUUUUAAUGAGAAAAGAAAUUUGGCGAGUAAAUACAGAUGUGUAUCUGAGAUGUGUGUAUGUGUAGUUUUCAUAUGGUCUAUUUAAAGUGUUUUUAUUUAAUAAACACAAAAUGGGACUUUUCA
Salmo salar (Atlantic salmon) is the source of this 2598-nucleotide messenger RNA. NCBI's taxonomy places the organism in Eukaryota, Metazoa, Chordata, Actinopteri, Salmoniformes, Salmonidae. The record is from RefSeq and is a predicted model, not a curated record.